Messenger RNA from Tarenaya hassleriana, 2414 nucleotides. Its product is annotated as pentatricopeptide repeat-containing protein At3g18020. NCBI's taxonomy places the organism in Eukaryota, Viridiplantae, Streptophyta, Magnoliopsida, Brassicales, Cleomaceae. Gene Ontology annotation, molecular function: protein binding. The transcript has a single exon. The coding region runs from base 17 to 2068 and encodes 683 amino acids. The record is from RefSeq and is a predicted model, not a curated record.
GUGAUUCCAGAGAGUGAUGACCUUCGCCAUUCGCUUACGGACCAACCAAAAUGGCGUCUUCUUCCCAAAGCCUCUCUCUUUCUCAUCAAUCUCCAUCCUCGAAUCUCAGAAGAACGAUGUCGAAGAAGCAGACGAGUCAAUAGAUGCAGAGGAUCAUCGGCACAGCGUUUCCGACCGAGCGUACUGGACACGACGAAUACAUUUUCUCUGCACUGUCCGACGCAACCCUGACGAGGCUCUUCGGCUACUCGACCGUCUCUGCCCCCGCGGCUUCAGCCCCGAUUCUCUCAACCUCAACAGUGUGAUCCACGCCCUCUGCGACACAGGUCGCUUCGCCGAAGCUCAUCGUCGGUUUCUCCUCUUCGUCGCCUCAGGAUGCGUCCCAGACGAGCGGACGUGCAACGUGAUCAUCGCGAGAUUGCUCGAUUCGGCCUCUCCGGUGAGCACAUUGGGGGUUGUGCACCGUUUGAUCGAUGCCAAGAGGGAGUUCGUGCCUUCUCUGACGAACUACAACCGUUUGAUCAAUCAGCUGUGUUUGAUUUCUAGGGUUAUCGACGCGCAUAAGCUUGUAUUCGAUAUGAGGAACAAAGGGCAUCGACCCAAUGUCGUGACUUACACGACCCUGAUCAGCGGCUACUGUGGAAUUCGAGAACUCGAUGCUGCAUAUAAGCUGUUCGAUGAAAUGCGUGAGCAUGGCAUAAACCCGAACUCUCUGACGCUGAGUGUUCUGGUCGGAGGGUAUUUGAGGAGGAGAGAGAUUCAAAACGGGCGGAAGCUGAUGAAGGAUCUCUGGGAACACAUGAAGGAUGAGACUGAUACAUCAGUGAAGACUGCGGCUUUUGCUAAUCUCAUUGAUUCUUUAUGCACGGAAGGGUAUUUCAGUGAUGUUUUCGAGAUUGCGGAGAACAUGCCGCAAGGCCUGUCUGCGAAUGAGGAAUCUGCCUACGGCCAUAUGAUGGACUCCCUCUGUCGAGCCAGGAGGAAUCAUGGAGCUGCCAGGAUUGUUUAUAUAAUGAAGAAAAAAGGGUUUAAGCCAGGCACAACAUCUUACAAUGCUAUCAUCCAUGGCUUGUGCAGGGAUGGCGGUUGUCUCAGGGCUUAUCAGUUGCUAGAAGAAGGCUCUGACUUUCGGUAUUUCCCGUCCGAGUAUACGUAUAAGCUCCUCGCGGAGAGCCUUUGCAAGGAACUGGAUAUCGACAAGGCACGGAAUGUUGUAGAGCUGAUGCUGAGUAAAGAAGGAACAGAUAGAACAAGGAUCUACAAUAUCUAUCUUAGAGCUCUCUGUUUGGCGAAUAGCCCGACUGAGAUCCUAAACGUACUGGUCUGUAUGCUCCAGAGAGACUGUCAGCCUGAUGGGUUUACACUCAACACGGUCGUCAAUGGACUUUGCAGGACGGGUCGGGUGAACGAGGCCAUGAAAGUGCUGAGUGAUAUGAUGAAUGGAGAGUUCUGCCCGCCAGAUACUGUGACUUUCACUACUGUUAUGGGCGGGUUGCUUAGCGAAGGAAGAGCAGAAGAAGCUCUUGGUGUGUUGAACAAGGUUAUGCCUGAGAAUGGGUUUAAGCCCGGUGUUGUGACCUACAAUGCUGUCAUACGUGGGUUGUUUAAGCUCCAUCGGGCGGAUGAAGCUAUGGGUGUAUUUGAUCAAAUGGCAAAGUAUGGAGUAAGUGCAGAUAAUACAACGUAUGCUAUUAUCAUGGACGGGUUGUGUGCUACGGGUCAGGUGGAGGCGGCAAAGAGAUUCUGGGACGAUGUGAUAUGGCCUUCACAUAGACAUGACAAAUUCGUGUACUCGGCCCUGCUGAAAGGGCUUUGUCGAUCUGGUAAUCUAAGUGAUGCUAGCCAUUUCCUCUACGAGUUGGUGGAUGCGGGAGUGGUUCCUAAUGUCGUGUGCUACAACAUUGUGAUUGAUGAGUGUAGCAGGAGAGGGUUGAAGGGAGAUGCGUACCAGAUUCUGGCUGAGAUGAAGAAGAAUGGUCUGGCUCCAGAUGCUGUAACUUGGCGGAUAAUCGAUAAGCUGCAUGGCCAUGGCCAUGGCCAUGGUCAUGGCCGUGGGAAGAAAGAGUGAGACCGUGAUACCGGUCUCUGAAAGGAUGUAUGAUCAACUGGAUGAGAAGAGAGCUUCAUAGUUCUGGGUUAAAGCCUAUUGCCUCGUGAACAUGACGACAUGACCGGUGCUUGAAGUAAACCCGCAAUGUAUGGGUUGCACAAGCUAACCCAGCCUUGCUUCAGUCGAGUUCUUUAACCAACAAAACCAUACUAAGAGAGAUCCGAAAACUGCAAUUGCUAAACAAGUACAAAAGCAAGACGUGUUUGUUGUGUAUCCUAUGUAUAGAAGAUGUCUUCCUCCUGCAUAAGAUCACAACAGAGCAUUGUACAGUAACUGAGGUAUAAUAAGGCCAACUGUACUUGUA